AUGAUAUCGGAUGAACAGUUGAACACCUUGGCCAUCACAUUUGGUAUCGUCAUGAUGACUUUGAUUGUCAUUUACCAUGCCGUUGGUUCCACUAUGUCUCCCAAGAAUUGA
This is a messenger RNA of Saccharomyces kudriavzevii IFO 1802, 111 nucleotides long. It is a transcript of the gene OST4, whose product is annotated as olichyl-diphosphooligosaccharide--protein glycotransferase OST4. The record is from RefSeq and is a predicted model, not a curated record. The transcript has a single exon. Lineage: Eukaryota; Fungi; Ascomycota; Saccharomycetes; Saccharomycetales; Saccharomycetaceae. The coding region runs from base 1 to 111 and encodes 36 amino acids.